UAUUUAUGAGGAAAAAAGUAAAAUUUUUUUAAUGGAAUCUCUGAACCCAUGGCUUGAUUUUGGUCCUUUCCCUUUCGCUGAAUGUUCUUCAUCAACGUGGUCGCCAUGUGAACCUCCUUCCUAGGGUUUCUUCUUUAUCUCUCUCUCCUAACUUUGGCCCGCGCCUCUGAUUCCUCUGGUUUUGCARCUGGGUUUUCUUUUACAUCUUUAUCAAAUCCCGUUUCUCCGUUUGAUUUUCGAUUCAAUUGCGUAGUUUCUGUCGCGCUCGGAUGAUUGAUUUCUAUGGCGUUUUCUGGCUAGGUUUACUGAGUUUUGUAAUUGGACUGAGCACAAUUUUUCGAUUUACUGUGCCCAAACCCCCAUUUGCCUAAUUCCAGAGUCCAGGAAUUCACUAUCUCAUCGGCGUUGAUCUGAAAAACUUUUGAAUUACCUUCUCCGGUCUGUGUAAUUUAGUUCGGUAAUGGACGACGGGGAGCUUGAUUUUUCAAAUCAAGAAGUGUUUUCGAGCCCUAAUAUGGAGCUUCCUAGCAGUUGUUCAAUGGAUAGUUUCUUUGAUGAACUUCUCAAGGACACUCAUACUUGUACCCACACCCACACUUGCAAUCCACCGGGCCCUGACUAUUCUCAUACCCACACCUGUUUUCAUGUCCACACCAAAAUUGUCCCUGCCCCAACUGACGACAAGGUCGUCACUGAUGACACUGCAGAAUCGACCGAGAAGAAGUCGAAGAAACGCCCGACGGGCAACCGAGAAGCGGUUCGUAAGUAUCGCGAGAAGAAGAAGGCCAGGGCAGCCUCAUUGGAGGAUGAAGUUGUUAGAUUGAGGGCUUUGAAUCAGCAUUUAAUGAAGAGGCUGCAGGGUCAGGCAGCACUGGAGGCUGAGGUUGCUAGGCUCAAGUGUUUGCUUGUGGAUAUUAGGGGCAGAAUUGAAGGGGAGAUUGGAUCUUUCCCUUACCAGAAAGCUGUUAAUCCCAACCUGUCCAACCCAAGCAUCCCUGGUGCUUAUGUGAUGAACCCAUGUAAUAUGCAGUGUGGGGAUCAGGUUUACUGCCUCCAUCCUGACGUUGAUGGCAGCAGAAGUGGUGAAGGCGCCGUGAUAAAUGGACAGAGUUUUGGUGCUUGUGAAUUUGAAAAUCUUCAGUGUUUGGCAAAUCAAGACUCGGGAUUGAAAGAGCUACCUGGGUGCGAAAUAGGGAAUGUGAUUCCAAAUGAUAUUUCUUCAGCAGCCACGAAGAAAAAAGAUAUGGCGAGGCGUUUUCCAUAUGUAGCACUCCGGGUUGUAGACACAUUUUGAAUGAUGAGAAUUAGUUUAGCGGAGUUGUAAUUAGUGGAAGUAGUAGGGGGUUAUGAGUGAAUGGCCUUUUUAUCUAUGAAACCAAACAAAAGGCAGCGCGUCCUAGUUUCUUUGCUUUGUUCUCCAUUUAUUUUAUUGCAGUUUCUAAUAAGCAAUUUAAGAAUUCUUUUUU
This is a messenger RNA of Momordica charantia (bitter melon), 1466 nucleotides long. Lineage: Eukaryota; Viridiplantae; Streptophyta; Magnoliopsida; Cucurbitales; Cucurbitaceae. The record is from RefSeq and is a predicted model, not a curated record.